UCUCGGCGCUCGCCUGCUCGGGUCUGGCCGGGCCGGCGGCUGUGGCGGCGCGGCGAGAGGGGUCCGGCGCGGUCGGCCGGGCCGGCGGGCGGCAUGGAGGGGCCGCGGGCCGGCGCGGCCGGGGACGUGUCCCUGCACAACUUCAGCGCGCGGCUGUGGGAGCAGUUAGUGCACUUCCACGUCAUGCGGCUGACGGACUCGCUCUUCCUGUGGGUGGGGGCCACGCCGCAGCUGCGCAACCUCGCCGUGGCCAUGUGCACCCGCUACGACUCCAUUCCCGUGUCCACUUCCCUCCUCGGAGACACUUCUGACACGACCUCCACUGGCCUUGCCCAGCGCUUAGCCAGGAAGACCAACAAACAAGUGUUUGUCAGCUAUAACCUUCAAAACACAGACAGCAACUUCGCAUUACUUGUAGAAAAUAGGAUCAAGGAGGAAAUGGAGGCUUUCCCGGAGAAGUUCUAGCUGAGGCGGAACCAAGGAUUUGUAACUUAUGUAUAGUACACAUUUAAAUAAAUGGAUUGAAUUCUA
Messenger RNA from Equus quagga, 531 nucleotides. It is a transcript of the gene PSMG4, whose product is annotated as proteasome assembly chaperone 4. Gene Ontology annotation, biological process: proteasome assembly. The record is from RefSeq and is a predicted model, not a curated record. Bases 94 to 465 code for a protein of 123 amino acids. Lineage: Eukaryota; Metazoa; Chordata; Mammalia; Perissodactyla; Equidae. The transcript is spliced from 3 exons.